UGAGUGAGUAGCAAGCAGCUGCUGAGCUCUGUGAACAGACAACUUUGAGAUCUUUUCUUAACUGCUAUCUGAGUAGUUAAUGUUUCUUCAAGUUUUAUUUUAUAUUUUGGGUUUUUUCUUUUUUAAAUCCAAGGCAUGGAUCAGUGCUGGUAUCACGGAAGCAUCACUCGUUCAAAAGCCGAGGACUUACUUUCUAAAGUGGGCAAGGAUGGAAGUUUUCUCGUCCGGGCCAGUGAGUCUGUCUCUUCAGCUUACGCCCUCUGUUUGCUGUAUCAAAACUGCGUGUAUACUUACAGGAUUCUACCAAAUAAAGAAAAUAAACUAGUGAUCCAGGCAUGUGAAGGUGUUCCAGUGCAAUAUUUCAACAGCUUAGAUGAACUGAUAGAAUUUUACAAGAAAGAGAACAUGGGUCUGGUCCGGAGCCUUAAAUUCCCAGUUCCCCAUGAAGAAGAGGAGACAACAGAUGAUCUAGAAGAAGAUCUGGAUUCUUUGCCUAUUCCACCUGUAUUACCUCCACGCAGCAUUUCAAUUCCAGUAAGUGAAACAAAGGAAGAGCUUUUACUCAAUGAUUAUAUCCAGAUGUCAGAAGUUAGCAGACCACCUCUUUCUGAAACCUUGCUCCAGCGAUUACAGCACCAGGAUACCAGCAAUAUUCCAGAAGAGCAUCUCAAACUUAUCCAGGAUUAUUUGAGUGUUCAUAUAACUAGUGAUAUUGAAACUGUACAGCUUGGCUCAUGGAAUCUCCCUCAGCUGAAGAAACUACUUACAGGACUCUGCAAAGGAUUCUUCAAUGAGUUGUCUCGAACUUUACCUUCUCUGGAAUCUAUACAGAUGGUGUUUGAUCAGCAGCUUUCCCCUACCCAUCGACAUUCUCAGCCAUCCUUUGAUGUCAAUCGUGCAAAAUUGGUUCAGUUGACAAAUUUGCUUUCUUCAAUAGAGGAUAAGGUGAAAAGAGUAUUGAUUGAGGGGUCAGAUUCAACACAUCGACGUUCACUUAUCCCUCCUGUUACCUUUGAGGUGAAAGCAGAUUGUCUUGGGAUUUCUUCCAAGAUUCAUCUUAAAGUUGAUGUUGAGAUGGGAAAACUUUUUAUUAAGAAAGCUAAGGAUGGUCCUGAAGAUAAGUUCUAUAACCACAAAAAAAUCCUACAGCUCAUCAAGUCUCAGAAGUUUCCUAACAAGCUGGUCAUUGUACUGGAGACAGAAAAAGAAAAAGCACAAAGGAAAGAAUAUGUCUUUGCUGACUCUAAGAAAAGAGAAGGCUUCUGCCAACUUCUACAGCAAAUGAAGAACAAGCAUUCUGAACAACCAGAACCUGACAUGAUCACCGUCUUCAUUGGGACCUGGAAUAUGGGUGAUGCUCCUCCACCAAAGAAGAUCAGUUCCUGGUUUCUCUCCAAGGGACAGGGUAAGACCCGUGAUGAGACAGCUGACUAUAUUCCACAUGACAUCUAUGUGAUUGGAACACAGGAAGACUCCUUGGGGGAAAAAGAAUGGCAAGAGAUUCUAAGGCAUUCCUUACAGGAGAUUACCACUAUCAGCUUCAAAGUGAUAGCAACCCAUACUCUCUGGAACAUCAGGACUGUUGUACUGGCAAAACCUGAACAUGAACAUCGCAUAAGCCACCUCUGCAUUGAUACUGUGAAGACUGGAAUUGCAAACAGGCUGGGCAACAAAGGAGCUGUGGGGGUGUCAUUCAUGUUUAAUGGAACUUCCUUUGGGUUUGUGAAUAGCCAUUUGACUUCAGGAAGUGAGAAGAAACAGAGACGAAAUCAGAACUACAUGAGUAUUCUUCGCUUUAUGUCCUUGGGAGUCAAGAAUUUGAAUCCAUUUAACAUCACUCAUCGUUUUACUCAUUUCUUCUGGCUGGGAGAUCUGAAUUACCGCUUAGAGUUAUCUCCAAUGGAAGCAGAAAAUAUCAUUCAGAAAAUCAGACAGCAGCAGUAUACAGAAUUGCUUAAUUUUGACCAGCUCCUCAUUGAAAAGAAGGAUCAGAAGGUGUUUCUGCAGCUAGAGGAGGAAGAAAUAACAUUUGCCCCAACCUAUCGCUUUGAAAGAAACACCCGGGAGAAUUAUAUCUACACCAAGCAGAAAGCCACAGGGAUGAAGUACAAUUUGCCAUCCUGGUGUGAUCGAGUACUCUGGAAAUCAUAUCCCUUGGUGCAUGUGGUGUGCCAGUCUUAUGGAUGCACAACUGACAUUAUGACAAGCGAUCAUAGUCCUGUUUUUGCUACAUUUGAAGUUGCUGUCACAUCUCAGUUUGUUUCUAAGAAUGAUGCUAAGUACACAGACUCUCUGGGACAGAUUGAAUUUCUCCAUUGCAGUGCUGUCCUCAAGACAAAGUCAAAGACUAAAUUCUACAUUGAAUUUUACUCCAGCUGCCUAGAAAGCUUUGUAAAGAGCCAAGAGGGAGAAAAUGAGGAAGGAAACGAAGGGGAACUGGUGGUAAAGUUUGUUGAAGCCCUUCCUAAGCUAACUCCAAUUAUUUCAGAUCCAGAAUAUCUGUUAGACCAACACAUUUUGAUUUGCAUUAAAUCUUCAGACAGUGAUGAAUCCUAUGGUGAAGGCUGCAUCGCCCUUCGAAGUGGAGCUGCAGAAUCCGAAGUCCCUAUUCAAACUGUGUUAACACACCAUGGAGAAAACACAGGGAUCUUCCAAGGUCAAUUCAAGCUACAAACAUCCCAAGGGAAACAGAGAGAAAAAUUAUACGAUUUUGUGAAAAUUGAACGAGAUGAAACAGCUGGACAAAAAUCAAUCAGAGGCUUGAGCUGUAUAGACCAUGCAAAAGAAUGGGAACAAAUCAACAAGGCUACUAUUUCCAGCAGGAGACCCACUCAUUUGGUAGCCAAAGAAGCAGCUGCCAUUGCUCGGUUUCGUGGAACUGGAGUAUCUCUUGAUGAACCUUGCAGAGAUGAUAUUGGGCGGAACACAGUGCCCUCAGAGAUCAAUAAUGCUAGCUACUUAAGGAUGACUGUUGCCUCUCAACCAUUCACUGCAACAACCCAGUUUAAGCAAAUCCCUUCACCAGAUCAACAACCUACCCUUUGGAAUUAUGAUCCACAGCCAAAAGAUAAUAUUCCACUAUUGGGAUUAGAAUCUCCUACUACACCUUCCACUCUGUCUCCUGGAUCUCCAAGACCUACUGCUCCUUUUGCAACUAACCGAAAAGAUCAACUGUACAGUGAAGUGAGGAAAAGCUUGGUAGAACCAUUGCUGCAAGAGGAAGCAUAUUCAAAACCAGAGAUGAUUGAUAAUCCACUGUAUGACUUCACAAAAUCCAAGGACAAGCUUCUAUUUAAGAGAGAACAGGAAUUGUUUAAGGGCUCCCGGAAAGAACUCCCAACUAUUCCUGAUCAAAACUUUCCUUUCACCAAGCCACAAGAGACCGAUGGCAACAAACCUUGCAAGCCACAAUUCUCCCCACCUUUCCUUGUCUCCACACACAGGUUUCGUUCUUAUACCUGUUCUAAUCAAUCUGAGGAAAACAAUACAGUGAAGGAAAAGAUUCAAAACAAGCAGAAACCCUGUUCCAAUUUAGAUUCUUCUCUGUCAACUUUCAAGAAUCCCAUUAAAUUAACAAGGUCUGAAAUAGGGCAGAAUAAACCACCUCUUCCAUCUAAAAGCCAGGUAGUACUUGAUAUGCAGCAUGUCAAGGGCCGAGAUUAUCGAGAAAGCUCAGAACUUCCAUCUCAAAGGAAACACCAAAAUGAGGAUGGGACUAUUGGCAGAGCAGCUGUUCCGUGAAAGGAAGCUUCACUGAUGAAAAACCCAGAUGAAUCCUGAAAAGAAACAGCAUGAACAUUUCUCAGAAAACAUCUUAAUAUUCUUUGACUUGGUACGUAAGCCAUGUAGUUGAAUGUUUAAACAAAAAUAAAUAUUUCUGUCUGUCUCUCUCUUAGUACACAUUAUGAAACAUAAGGUAAAAUCAAUUUAGACCAAAAUUGAUUUUAAAAGACUGAGAUGAACAAGUGCUAUAAAGCUUAAAACUUUGUCAAUUAUUUCAAGGGCAAGAAAAUUGUGAAUAAUUAUUGGAAUUGAAAAUGAUAUGGGUUGGAUACAUUUGAAAAGUACACUGCACAUGGAAGGUAUUACUAUAUUACAGAUUAAGACAAAAUGUAUAUUUAGUUUCCUAAAUAUUUUUAUCUGGUGGUUUACUGAGGGAGAAUAAAAACCAAAAGUGUAUAAUUUUUGAGCAUGCACAAAGUGCUAACUUGGUUCUUUAAGAGAACAGAGGAUGCAUUUUCAGCAACUAUAAAAUUUCUUUUGGAUCAUAAAUCUAUCAAUAAUAAUUGCCUAAUAUAUAUAUAUUGGGUUAGUAAUAAGGAUUAAUUUUGUGGGUACAAUUGUAGGUCAAAUUAAAAUAAUCACUAUAACUACCGGUAAGCAGUCUAGCAGUUUUUAUUCAGCUCUUAUAUAUACAAAAAAGGUGUUGUGGUUUGCUUUGUAUAGUAUACACACAGUAUUCAAUUUAUACUGACUUCAUUGUAAUAUCACAUUGGCAAUUACUUGAUUCAAAAUAUAAUAAAAACUAUCUCUCUUAUCCUGGUUUAUAAGCAGCUAGACAUAUUUGGGCCUAAUUACAAUUAGAUUUUGAUGGUGAGUCUCAUGAAUAUUUUAUUCUUUAAAAAUAGGUUUCCAUUCUGUUGGAAAAUGUGGUAGAAUCUGGAAUAGUUUCUAAAUUAAUUGCUUGGUAAUGUUUAUUUUAAGGAAUUUCAAUAACUACACAUAGUAGAAUUAUUUUUGUCUCAUACAAAAUCAGGUCAUGGAAUAUCAGUGCAUGCAAGUCUUAAACACGAGGUUAAAAUUAAUUCAUGAGUUUAUUCCAAGUAUUUUAGCCUCCUCAAUAAUGUAUUGAAAAAAUGGAUUGUAUCUCUGUUGGCAACGUAAUGCAUUUAGCUGUGGCAAGUUCUGGUUUCCUUUUGGAGUAAUAAUAUGUAUUAGUAGAUGGGUGGGUAAAUAUUUCCAAGUUUAAAAUAGUUUCAAGUUAAAGAUGUCAGUAUUAGUUUGAAUUAUAUUUAAAAAUCGUGAAACCUGACCAUUUUUGAGAAACAUAGGUUAUAUCAAAUAUGAGGAAUAGCCCAGAGAUUUAUAUAGAGGGACAGGAAAAGUCCUAUUAUCCAGAUAUCAAAAAUUGGAUUCAAGAAAUGUAUCACAUUUUUAAAGAUUGUUUUUAUACUAAUUAAAACACAAUGUGUUUCCCUGUUACAGAUUUCCUAAUAUUUUGCAAAAGUAGACACAUUUUCAUGUGUAAUUUGAUAUAUUGCUAUUAAAUGAAUAUGUCAUCUGUUUAGGUGAUUUAUAUCAAAUUAGUAUGUUCUUUUUUUCUUUUAGUUUAGUAUUAUAACUUAAUAAUUAACUGUUGGAUGUGUGUACAUUAAUGUCUUCCUCUUAAUUUGUUUUGUAUAUAUUUUAAACGGCAACAAUAUAAUUAAAAUUAUUUCUUAUUGGCCACAAUGCUUAUUACUUUUUAUUUUUGUAUCCAUCUGAGACUUUAUGUAAAAAGCUUUGCAAUAAAAUUAUGCAGUGUA
This is a messenger RNA of Crotalus tigris (Tiger rattlesnake), 5525 nucleotides long. It is a transcript of the gene INPP5D, whose product is annotated as inositol polyphosphate-5-phosphatase D. Bases 136 to 3741 code for a protein of 1201 amino acids. Gene Ontology annotation, molecular function: phosphatase activity. Gene Ontology annotation, biological process: phosphatidylinositol dephosphorylation. Lineage: Eukaryota; Metazoa; Chordata; Lepidosauria; Squamata; Viperidae. The transcript is spliced from 28 exons. The record is from RefSeq and is a predicted model, not a curated record.